AAUUAUAGUAGUAAACAUGAAUUAACAAUACCCAUAUGAUUAUCCAACUGUAAAGCAAACCCACAUUGGAUACCUACUGAUACACAAAUGAAGAUCCCUGUCAAUUCCAUGCCCAUUUGUUCUUCUUCAUUUCUUGUUACCAAACCAAACCCACUAACCUCCAAAAACCCAAACCACCCCACCAUGCCUUCAAGACCCUUAGCUCCAACUCCUAGCUUCACUUCUCCAGCUCCAAGUUUCUUCACCAGAACCAGGGUCUUGUUCUUGACCCUGACCAUCUCAGCUUCCAUUGUUAUAUUCCUCUCAAUCCUUUACUUUCUUUAUCACAUCUGGCACUCCCUUGUACACAGAGCUAAAACCAUCCCCUUUGACUCCAGUGCUCCUCUCAAGCUCCAAAGAUUCUCAUACAGAGAGCUAAAGCAAGCCACCAAUGCCUUUGACACUGCCAAUGUCAUAGGCAAAGGUGGGUCAGGUACUGUGUUUAGAGGAAUACUCAGAGAUGGUAAACUCAUCGCUAUAAAGCGUUUGGACACUCUUUCUUUGCAGUCAGAGAGAGAGUUCCAGAAUGAGCUGCAGAUUCUUGGUGGCCUAAGGUCACCAUUUUUAGUCACACUAUUGGGAUACUGUGUGGAAAAGAACAAAAGAGUGUUGGUUUAUGAGUAUAUGCCCAAUAAGAGCCUGCAAGAAUCACUUUUUGGAGAUGGGUGUUUGGGUUUGAGUUGGGAAAGGAGGUUUGACAUAAUAUUGGACGUUGCUAGAGCUCUAGAAUUCUUGCACCUUGGAUGUGAUCCACCAGUGAUUCAUGGUGAUAUUAAGCCCAGCAAUGUUUUGCUUGAUUCUGAGUGUCGGGCAAGGAUUUCGGAUUUUGGUUUGUCAAGGAUUAAGGUGGAGGGUGAGUUUGGUGUGGAUUUGUUCAGCCAGGACUUGGGGAAGAGCCAAGAGCUUUCAGGGAAUUUGGCUGCAGAGACACCAGCUACUGCUACUCCUGUGGAGAGUGCUCAUGAGGUAGAUUUUGCUCUUGCUUUACAAGCUUCCUCUUCAUCCAAAAAUAGUAAGAUGUCUUAUAAUGUUAGAGCUUUAAACUUGAAUUCUUCGAAUUAUAAUGCUAACAUGGCAAAUGAGAGUGAUAUUAAGCCUUGUAGUGCAAAAGGGAAGGAGGUCUCAGUAGUAGACAUUGGUGGGGAUGAUUGGAAUAAUAGAUUUGUGCCUUAUGAUGAUGACUUUUCUAGCAUUUAUCAUAGUAAGGAGUUGAAUUGUAAUGCAUUUUCGGGUGUUGAUGAGGAGGCUGAUACAAAACAAUGGGGGAAGGAUUGGUGGUGGAGGCAGGAUGGGAGUGGUGAAUUGUGUAGUAAGGAUUAUGUUAUGGAGUGGAUAGGGAGUCAGAUUUGCCCAACAACAAAUCCUGAUUGGGAUGAAGAAAAGAAGAGUGUUCCUGAGCAAAAUAACUUGGAUGAUUCGACUCCGUUAGAUAAAUUAGAAGAUGUGAAUGAUCCCCAAUUACAAGAAAUUGGAUUUGAAGAUCUUGAUAAAGGGUUGGAGAAAAAAGAGUCAAGGGGCAAGAGAAGUCGUAAGAAGAAGCAGAGAAAGAUACAAGAGUGGUGGAAAGAAGAGCACCUUGAUGAGAUUAGCAAGAAGAGUAGUAAGCUUAAAAAUCUUGAAACCAAGUGGAGGAAAGGCUUCAAAAUACCACAUUUUGGUCUUGGUAGACAGUUUUACUUCCAUAGACGAAAGAACUUUGGGGAGCAAUGUCAAAAUGAAUGUGAUCCAAAUGGGGAGUUCAGUUUUAGAAGGGGAUGGAAGAAAAAGAGCAGCCGUUCUAUUGGCAGUGACAUGUGGAGUGGAGAUCUCUUUAGUCGUGAACUUAGCAGUACCACAAGUAUGAGAGGGACUUUGUGCUAUGUGGCACCAGAAUAUGGUGGGUGCGGGUACUUAAUGGAGAAGGCUGAUAUUUACAGUCUAGGAGUUUUGAUUCUUGUGAUUGUAUCUGGUCGAAGGCCAUUACAUGUUCUUGCCUCCCCAAUGAAGCUUGAGAAAGCAAACUUAAUAAGCUGGUGUCGUCAGUUAGCUCAAGUGGGAAAUGUUUUAGAACUUGUGGAUGAGAGGUUGAAAGAUGAUUAUAAUAAGGACCAGGCAGGCUUGUGUAUAAACCUGGCUCUCACUUGCUUACAGAAAUUGCCAGAGUUGCGGCCAGAUAUUGGUGAAAUAGUUAAGAUAUUGAAAGGGGAGAUGGAUCACCCACCACUCCCACUUGAGUUUUCUCCUCCCCCAUCUUCCAAAUUGUUCAGUAGGUCAAGGAGAAAACAGAAGUCAAAUGCAGAGUAAACUCUGGAUCCUAAUGUUGAUUUACUUUUUCUUUACCAUGUCUUAUUGGGUUCAUGCUGAGUGUAAUAUACAGGAGUGAUGAUUGGUAGCUGUUAUCAGUGAACAGAUUCAGCUGCACUCUUGGAUCAUUGAAAGCAGAUAUUUGAGAAAAGCAAGCUGCCAUCUUUGAGAAAUUGCAUUAAAAUUUGGCAGUCAAUUCAUGAAAUAUAAAGUCUUCGAGGGUAUGCAACAAAGUGGAUAAUUUGAGGUGCAUGUUUCUUGGUUCUAUUAUUUGUAGUCGAAGUGCCUUACAAAAUUGAUAUGAAUUGGUAAAGCAAAUUUGAUAGGAAGGAAGACAACGGAUAUAUAUUUGUCUUCAACUUAGUAAAUUUUCAUUUAAGGGAUACUUUUCCUGCUUGUACCGGUAGAGCAGGUAGGUCCACCAUAACCAUAGUAAUUAAUGCGAUUUCUAUUUCAUCAGACAAUUUAUUCCAUAUUUAAAUGCAGAACAUGAUUGCCUCC
Molecule: messenger RNA, 2823 nt
Organism: Quercus robur (English oak)
Lineage: Eukaryota; Viridiplantae; Streptophyta; Magnoliopsida; Fagales; Fagaceae
Product: putative receptor-like protein kinase At1g80870
Exons: 2
Coding region: 88-2322 (744 amino acids)
Biological process (GO): protein phosphorylation
Molecular function (GO): ATP binding; protein kinase activity
Source: RefSeq, a predicted model, not a curated record